Messenger RNA from Suillus discolor, 1640 nucleotides. Its product is annotated as aldehyde dehydrogenase domain-containing protein. The transcript is spliced from 10 exons. NCBI's taxonomy places the organism in Eukaryota, Fungi, Basidiomycota, Agaricomycetes, Boletales, Suillaceae. Gene Ontology annotation, molecular function: aldehyde dehydrogenase (NAD+) activity. Bases 27 to 1529 code for a protein of 500 amino acids. The record is from RefSeq and is a predicted model, not a curated record.
GAGUACGAAGCAUUCAUCCAUUCAUCAUGCCCUCUGCAUUCACUCACGAAUUCAACACACCCGCUUUCAAGGGGAAAGUUUCCUUCAGCACCGGUCUCUUCAUUAACGGCCAGUUCCUGGAUGGUUCAGAUAAAACUACCAUUGAUGUCAUCAAUCCCACCAAUGGAAAAGUAAUAACAUCCGUGUCCGAGGGUACCCCCAAGGAUGUCGACCUUGCCGUCGACGCUGCUCAUGCAGCCUUCGAUACCACCUGGGGUCUUCAUGCCCCCGGUGCUCAGCGUAGCAUUUUAAUGUCAAAGCUUGUUGCCAUCAUGGAGAAAAAUGCAGACGAGCUUGCCGCUUUGGAGGCAUUGGACAACGGCAAGACUUUCAAUUGGGCAAGAAAUGUCGAUGUCGCUGGUUCCAUCGAUUGUAUUCGCUACUAUGCUGGUUGGGCUGAUAAGGUCACUGGUCAAGUACAAGAGACCACCGAAGACAAGCUCACCUAUACUCGUCACGAACCAAUUGGUGUCGUCGGUCAAAUCAUCCCAUGGAAUUUCCCAUUGCUCAUGAUGGCAUGGAAACUUGGCCCUGCUCUCGCAUGCGGUAACACCAUUAUUCUCAAACCGUCAGAAUUCACACCCUUGACUGCUAUCCGAAUGUGCCACCUUAUUAACGAGGCUGGCUUCCCACCCGGGGUGGUCAAUGUCAUCUCUGGUUACGGAAACACUGUCGGUAAUGCCAUCUCCUCGCAUAUGAGGAUAGAGAAGGUCGCCUUCACUGGCUCAACCCUUGUUGGUCGCAAGAUCAUGGAGUCUGCCGCGAAGAGCAACCUCAAAAACGUCACCCUUGAGCUCGGUGGAAAGAGUCCAAACAUCAUCUUUGACGAUGCAGACCUCGAACAAGCCGUCAACUGGGCUGCAUUCGGUAUCUUCUGGAACCACGGUCAGACGUGUUGCGCAGGUUCGCGUAUCUACGUACAAGAAGGCAUCUAUGACGAAUUCCUCAAGCGCUUCACGGAGAAAACUCGCUCGCUCAAGGUUGGCGAUCCAUUUGCCCCUGACACUUUCCAGGGUCCUCAGGUCUCAGAGAUUCAAUUUAACCGUAUCAUGUCAUACAUCGAAUCCGGAAAGGCAGCUGGUGCCAAGGUUGAAAUCGGUGGCGAGCGUCAUGGAACUGAGGGUUACUUCAUCAAGCCCACCAUCUUCACCAACGUCGACCCAUCGAUGAAGAUCGUCCAAGAGGAGAUUUUCGGUCCUGUUGGUGUUGUCAUCAAGUUCAAGGACGAGGAAGAUGUGAUCAAGCAGGCAAAUGACACAGUCUACGGUCUUGCUGCUGCCGUCUUCACUCAAAACCUGAACCGUGCUAUCAACACCGCCCACAAACUCAAAGCUGGAACUGCAUGGAUCAACUGCGUUAACUCGUUGCACUCCAACGUACCAUUCGGCGGUUUCAAGCAGAGCGGUAUUGGUCGUGAGCUUGGGGAGUAUGCCCUCGCUAAUUACACCGCAGUGAAGUCUGUCCACGUCAACCUCGGCCACAGGAUGUGAGCUGGAGAAAACAACAUAUAACAAGGUGUAGGCUUUAGCCUAUGCACGUGUAGUAUCUUGAAAAUCCCAUUGUAUUUACUAUCAUGCUCAAUGUAAAUUUCAAAUUCUCAU